Carassius auratus (goldfish) is the source of this 3788-nucleotide messenger RNA. RefSeq names its product myocardin (gene myocd). NCBI's taxonomy places the organism in Eukaryota, Metazoa, Chordata, Actinopteri, Cypriniformes, Cyprinidae. Gene Ontology annotation, biological process: smooth muscle cell differentiation; positive regulation of transcription by RNA polymerase II; cardiac muscle cell differentiation. The coding region runs from base 369 to 3212 and encodes 947 amino acids. The transcript has 16 exons. The record is from RefSeq and is a predicted model, not a curated record. Gene Ontology annotation, molecular function: transcription coactivator activity. Gene Ontology annotation, cellular component: nucleus.
UGGUCCUGUUUGCCCGUGGGCUUUGGGCUGGAGAUGUUGUUCUGUUUCCAACCGCACUAGCAAAUCAACUACAGGAAAACAUCUGGUUCCUCAAAUGGCAGUGUAUCAUCAUACAUCGGUGUCAUAUGCACACAUCUGAAGCUCUCAGAGGAUGAGGAGGAGGAGGAAGCUCAGGUGAUUGGACCGCAGCUCCUCCAGGACACGUGUUGAGCACCAUUUAAGAGCACUACAUAGACAACAUGAUGAUCUGAUCAUCAUCUACUUCUGAGACUGAUCUGAGAUCUGCAUGAUGAUCACAAACGCUGCUCUUGAUCAUUAGUUUCUCAGACGGCAGCUGAUUGGGACGCAGUGGGAGCGUGAACAGGACAAUGAAUGUAGUGACGUGCAGUGAACAGACUCCAGAUCAUGAGUCCAGCAUGAGGAAGCAUGACCUUCAACCCUGCUCAAACACAGAGCACAAGAAUGUCCUGCAGCUGAGACUCCAGCAGAGGAGGACACGAGAGCAGCUCGCUGACCAGGGCAUCAUGCCUCCCUUGAAGAGUCCGGCUGCGUUCCACGAACAGAGGAAAAGUCUUGAGCGAUCCAAGACUGGAGAUUAUUUAAAACACAAAAUCAGAAGUCGACCAGAGAAAUCAGAGCUUGUCAACAUGCAUAUUCUACAAGAAUCCACCGCCGAAGGUCCCGCACUCGACUCACAGACCAAACAGAAGCGAGCCAGAUUGGCCGACAACCUGAAUGAGAGAAUCGCUCUCAGACCCGGCCCGCUGGAGCUGGUGGAGAAGAACAUCAUUCCUGUCGACUCCACUGUUAAAGAAGCAGCUAUGAAAGUGAACCAUGGGAAGUUCCCGCAGCAGGAGGACUCAUACGCGUUUGAGGAGGACAGCAGCAGUGAGAGUCUGUCUCCAGAUCAGCCACACAGUGAAGAGUCGCAGUGUUCGGCCGAAGUGCUCACAGAGAACAAGAGCAGCGGCUCCAGCUCACCCACACUCACCAGCACCGAGCAUGGGUCUCAGAGCAAAGACAGCAUCACUCAAAACCAGGAGGAGAACAUGACCAACAGCCAGGAAACUCCACCCAUUCCUGUUCCUGCAAUAGUCAAGUCCAAAAUGUCUGAGAAGAACCGCCACAAGAAACCCAAAGACAUCAAGCCUAAAGUAAAGAAGCUGAAGUACCACCAGUACAUCCCACCGGACCAGAAGGCAGAGAAAUCUCCUCCGCCGCAGAUGGACUCGGCGUACGCACGUCUCCUGCAGCAGCAGCAGCUCUUCCUCCAGCUGCAGAUCCUCAGCCAGCAGAAACACCAGCAGAGCUCACACACACACUCACACACACACACACAUCAGCAGCAGAGCUUCAGCUACCAGACCCUCAACCAGAGCACGCUCAACAAGGCGUCCGGUGAACAGCAGUCAUCAUGUGCGUCCAGCGUCCAGACCAGCAGCAGCUCCUCGUCUCCAGUGAAGAACAGCUACUGCAACCCGUCCAUCAGCCCGCUCAGACCCGGACCGCUGCCCGCCAACCUGGACGACCUGAAGGUGUCUGAACUCAGACAGCAGCUGCGGAUCCGCGGUCUCCCCGUGUCUGGCACUAAAACAGCGCUCAUAGAGCGUCUGCGGCCCUUCAAAGACUCUUCUCCGGUCACUUCUGCAGACGUCAGCGCAGCUGCGUUCCCCAUGACUCCCACCGGAUCGCUCUCGUCCUACCAGUCGCACGGCGCCGGCUUCUACCCGUUCUGCAGCAGCGGCUCCACACCACCCAUCUCUCCAGCUUCAUCCGAUCUCUCCGUCAGCGGCUCGCUGCCUGACAGCUUCAGCGACGUCACCAUGUCCUCGCCGCAGUUCGGCCUGCAGCCGUCGCCGGCCCAGCUGAGCGCAGACGAGGGUCAUAGCACGCUGGGACCGGACGCCGAGAAGGACAAGAUGCUGGUGGAGAAGCAGAAGGUGAUCGAGGAGCUGACGUGGAAGCUGCAUCAGGAGCAGAGGCAGGUGGAGGAGCUGCGCAUGCAGCUGCACAAGAGGAAGCGCGUGCAGGACUGUCCCGCUCCGCCGCAGCACAUGAUGCAUCUCCAGCCUCCAGCGCAGAUGCAGCAGUUCUACGGCGUCUCCGUCAAGCAGGAGCAGGUGGUGUCCAGCUGUCCUCUGGCUGCCAAGCAGAUGAAAGGCAGCUGCAUGGCUCACUGCAAUCUGCACGCUGCGCCGUCAUCUGCGAGCCCCGCCGGUCUGUCUGCGUUCCUGAGCCCUCAGUGUUCUCCUGAAGACUCACCCGUCACCAAAGCCUCCAGCAGCCCCUCGUCCCCCGGCCAGCCGUACCUGCUGAGAGACUCACACACACUGCCUCAGAACACAAGCAGAGCCGCACACAACGUACAGUUACAGCAGAAGAGCGCAGGACAGACGGCGAGCUGCUCGUAUCCGUCAGAUCAGAGAAACCUGCAGCCGCUUUACCAUCAGAAUCCAGCAGACGCCAGAGCAUCCACCAAAGCCAAGAGCAGCAGCGUGCAGCAGAAAGAGGCUCUGUCUCUCUCUCCGCGGCACGUUGAGCCCAAGUCUCCUACAUCCAGCACUGCCUUCUGUAGCUCAGAUCCCCCUGCCUCCGGCAGUAAAGGGCCGCCGUGUUAUGAGGAUGCAGUGAAACAGCAGAUGUCGCGCAGCCAGCAGAUGGAUGAGCUUCUAGACGUCCUCAUCGAGAGCGGAGAAAUGCCAGCUAACGCCAAAGAAGAGAGGUCUCCUGUAACCAAAGUUGUGCCUCACCUUACAGCUUCGCCCAAGUUCCCCCGACACUACAGUCACAUGUCGCCCUCCAUGCUUGCUUACGAUCACGCGGUGGCUCACGGAGACGCUCAUCUGGAGACGCUGCUGAGCCCCAUGAGCCGGACGCAAGGAGACGCGGCGCUCCUGAAGAUGCCCGCCGUGGACGGACGCUUGGAGGAGGCGGGCGAUGGAUUCAACAGCCGUGACAUGAUGGGUACCCCUGUAUCGCCCACGGCCGGAAAGAUCACCGCGGUUGCCGCUGAGGGCCACGGCCUCGGAAUGACCUUCGCAGAGUCGCCUUGGGAGACAAUGGAGUGGCUGGAUCUGACUCUGCCCAGCUCCGCCAACACCUUCCACAACGGCCUGCCUCCGUCCGGGCCGAGCAUCUUCAACACAGAGUUCCUGGACGUGACCGACAUCGGCCUGAACUCGGCCAUGGACCUGCACCUGGAGCACUGGUGAGGAGGAACAUCACGUCCACACCCAGAUCUCCAGAGCCAGCGUUUAAAACUGUUUUAUCACGUUCCAUCAAAACUUGAAUUGUUUUGACUUUGGAUUCUGGCAAAGGUGUUUUGAUUACUGGAAACAGAAAGACGCUCCAAAUGGAAAUCGAACUGAGACGUCCGUACCAUCCGUCUGUAAAUAUAUGAAAGCAACUUAAUACUUUUUUUUUUUUUUGUCUGCACAUUUGUGGUGUGGGAAAAACACACAGUAAUGCAUCACACUAGUAUAUCACGUGUACUCUCUUGUGCUGUUGUAAAUAUGAAUUCACACUUGCACCUUCAGCUUACAGUAGGAUGUCACUUUUUAUGAGCAUUUAAUUCCUUCCUGUCAUCAUCAUGUAAUUAAUUUAUUUUGAGAGCGCAAACCUUUGGUUUUUACACGUGAUACGGAAGCCUGUUUCUGUCAUUGGAUAAAAUAACGAUAAUUGCAUCUUUUUAUUUUACAAUGCUGACGUUUCCCUACAUUUUUUAGAAAAAAGUCUGAAUUACAAGAUUACUUUUUUUUUUCUUAGAAUUGUGAAUUUACAUCUCGCAA